This is a messenger RNA of Phragmites australis (common reed), 1836 nucleotides long. Its product is annotated as heptahelical transmembrane protein 4-like. The transcript has 3 exons. Gene Ontology annotation, cellular component: membrane. The record is from RefSeq and is a predicted model, not a curated record. Gene Ontology annotation, molecular function: signaling receptor activity. Lineage: Eukaryota; Viridiplantae; Streptophyta; Magnoliopsida; Poales; Poaceae. The coding region runs from base 225 to 1433 and encodes 402 amino acids.
GAGAGAGAGAGAGAGAGAGAGGUCCAUUUCUCUCCGCACACGAUGUUUCUCAGCAUUUACACAAGCUAACCACCAUUGCCAGCCAGAACAGCUAUUUUCCGUUGCACGGUUCCUUUUCUUGAGGAUCUGCACAUUGUUGUGGUCUUCUGCAAGCAAGGCCACAGCCACUGCACAAGCCAAGCCUGCAACCAAAAGGUGCUGGUGGAUACAUCUCCAAGCAGAGCAUGGUGGUGAUGAGCUUGGAAGAGGAAUCAAUGGCUUCUCCCACUCCUACUUCCUGCGAAACGUGCAAAGGCGCCGGCGACGACGAGAAGAGGAGGAAGUGCGAGCUCAUCGGGUACGACGCGCUGCCCGACUGGCUCAAGGACAACGAGUUCAUCCAUGGCUACUACCGGUGCGAGUGGCCGAUGACGGAGACAAUCCUCAGCAUCUUCUCCAUCCACAACGAGACCCUCAACGUUUGGUCGCAUUUGAUAGGGUUCCUGCUGUUCCUGUGCCUGACAAUAUUCACAGCGAUGGUGAUCCCAAGGGACGACAGCGGCAGGAGCAGCAGUAUUGCAUCAGGGAGAGGCUACUGGGGGGAUCUGGUGGAGAUGGCCAACAUGACAGUAGUGCUGAGGCACGAGGGACUUGCAGCGUGUCUCCUGCUGCCACCAUCCGCUGCUGCAGCAGCUGGUUUGUCUGAACACGCUGAUCAGGAGGAGAUCCCAAUCAGCUGUCCACCCAACACAUCCUCCUCACUCUGUCAUCAUCAUGCUGCCAUCCAGAUCCAGGCACUACUCGACGCCGGCACGGACCUCGUCGCUGCCAUUUCCGGCACGGCUGACCCGGUGACGCGGUGGCCGCUGUUCGCGUACCUCGGUGGCGCGAUGCUGUGCCUGCUGACGAGCAGCGUCUGCCACCUGAUCCUGUGCCACUCGGAGCGCACGGCGUACGUGACGCUCCGCCUCGACUACGCCGGCAUCGCCGCGCUGAUCGUGACCUCCUUCUACCCGCUCGCCUACUACACCUUCCUCUGCGACCCGGCGCUCCAGCGGCUCUACUUGGGCUCCAUCACGGCGCUCGGCGCGGCCGCCGUGACGGCGUCGCUGGUGCCGGCGUUCCAGGCGCCCGAGCUGCGCCCGCUCCGCGCCGCACUCUUCUCGUGCAUGGGCGCGUCCGGGGUCGUGCCCAUCGCGCACAAGCUGGUCCUGUACGGCGGGAGCGCGCGGAGCGCCGUCGCGUCGGCGUGCUACGAGGCGCUCAUGGGCGCGCUCUACGGGCUCGGCGUCGCCGUCUACGCCGCUCGCGUCCCCGAGCGGUGGGCGCCCGGUAGGUUCGACCUCGUGGGCCACAGCCACCAGCUGUUCCACCUCUUCGUCAUCGCCGGCGCGUACGCCCACUACCUCGCCGGACUCGAGUACCUCAAGUGGAGGGACGUUGACAAGUGCUAGCUGGCCGGCGAUGCCGUCGGCGCCAUGCGCGCGUAGGUGGUAAACCUGCAAGAAGAGGUCGCACGUGUCUGAACUGUGACGGACUGACAGGUGGGCCCGGCCGAUGUACGGUCGCUAUAAAGGGCACCAGGUAGGUGAAUUAGUGGCUGGAGUACAGCAUUGAGUUGAGGUGAUUCUUUUUAUGCACUGCUUGAUGUUUGACAUCGACGGGAUGGAUUAAGGAUCAUGAGGGAAGAAGCUGGUAUUUUGAUUAUGACGAUUACCUGGGAGCAUGUGAGGUGCCGUUUAUUUGCAUGCAGCAGCUGAAUAGUCAGAAGACUCAGAACUGCUUGUACCGGAGAAUGUUAAAUUUUGUAAACUAAUUGAGAUCAAUGAGUGUAUACAUAUUACAGUAUGUGUCUUA